Messenger RNA from Cordyceps militaris CM01, 1302 nucleotides. RefSeq lists its product as uncharacterized. Bases 1 to 1302 code for a protein of 433 amino acids. The record is from RefSeq and is a predicted model, not a curated record. The transcript has 2 exons. NCBI's taxonomy places the organism in Eukaryota, Fungi, Ascomycota, Sordariomycetes, Hypocreales, Cordycipitaceae.
AUGUCCUCGAAAGAACAAAAAGACUUACCUAGUGCCCGAUGGCAAUCGUUUGACGGCUGGGACUAUAACGGCAUGAAGGAGCGUCUGGAGGAUGCUCUAGAAAUCAUCAACAAGGUCGCGCUCAUCAGUCACGCUGAACAUGUCGUGGGUCGCAAAUUUGGCAUGAGUGAACCAUUCUCGGCAGGUCAGUACUGGAUAUGCUUCGAGUUGGUUGCUGAAGAUGGCUCUCUGGUCAUUGCGAGGGUCCGUUUACCCCGCCAUCCCGAAGUGUCGCUUACAGCAACGGACAACGACUUGGAGUACGCGAUAGAAUGCGAGAUUGCGACUAUGCGAUACGUCCGCAGCAAGCUACCCAACGUCACCAUACCACGCAUAUACGCCUACGAGCCUGCGGGCUCUCCUCGUGCCUCAGCUGUAGGUGCCGCGUAUAUGCUCAUCGAGGGAUUCAGGGGAAACAUGCUGCUGGAUAUGGAGUAUGACAUGACGCGAUUACCUCCCAGUGUGCAACAGCAAAUCAUGACGCAGUGGACUAGAGUGCAAGCCGAGCUCGCAACCAUUACUCUGCCUCAGAUUGGCUCCAUUUCAUCUUUGUCGCCGACCGGAGAGCCUAUUAUCGGCCGGAUAGCCUCAGCUGCGGCCGAAGGAUUCUGGAAUAGCGGACCAUUCAACACCUCUGCCGAAUACUUCGCAGCAGCCGGCCAGGCGGCCGUGGACCGAUUCAACUCAACGGGCGGCAGCGGCAGCGCAGAUGGACACUGGGCAGCCAUUGGCGCGCUUGUGUUUUGCGACAUUGUGGCCAAAACCGACCUGUUCCAGGACGUGGGUGCACAGGGUUCGUUUCCGCUCAACCACAUGGAUCUUGGCACGCAAAAUAUCCUCGUCGACGACGCGUUUCGCUUCCUGGCCACGAUCGACUGGGAGUUUGCGCAGACGGCCCCCUGGCAGGUAAACCACUAUCCGAUGCCGUUUCCGCCACUCUGCUCGCAACGGCAGACAGACGCCAUCCUCGCCGACCCGGGACACCUUGCGCACGCAAACGUCACGAGGCAGGAAGCGGCGCGGCGCAUGUACCAGGCCGCCUUUCGGGUUGCUGAGGAGGAGCUGAGGGAGCAAGGCCGGCCGACAGCUGCGUCGUUUGCCGAGGUACUCGACUGUACGGCCUCACGCAUCUAUGUGUGCUUUACACAAUUGGGUCGCAUGCCAGAGGCGGAUGAGGAGCUUGUGCAGAGAAUGGCGCGACUAGCUUUUGGUUGGGAUGAUGCCAAGAUCAAGUCUUACAUUACUAGUGUAAACCUACAAUGA